AUGAAAGCCGCUUCUGACCAGUUAGGCCGUGUUCUCACGCCGGAAGAUCUACAACAACUAUUCUUGCGCAAUUACAAGGUGCUUGGACGGGAUGACUAUGUGUGUAAACACAGCGCUACAUCCACUACCGAUGGCGACAUUGAUGUUCGCGCGACGAUUGUCGAUGACGGGAUUUUUCGUUAUACUGAUGGCAAGGGACCAUCGGUAUCGGCUGCGUUGUCUAAUGCCCUCGCUGUCAGGACUGGCCUGCAAAUUUCUUUUGAGGUAUACCAUUACAAAUGGGUGGAGAAUGAGCAGGAGCAGGAUAUGAAGAUUGCAAUGUGCAACCUGAACCAAGGGAAGUUCACGUCGUGGGGUGCAAAGCUUGGCUCAACGCUGGAUGCUGAGCUGCUAGCUUGUCUUUCUGCUCUGCCGAAGCUAGAGGGUAGCGCCCAGAGCGCAAUGAUUUUUUUCCAUAACCAGAAGAUGGGCUGA
Molecule: messenger RNA, 474 nt
Organism: Pyrenophora tritici-repentis Pt-1C-BFP
Lineage: Eukaryota; Fungi; Ascomycota; Dothideomycetes; Pleosporales; Pleosporaceae
Source: RefSeq, a predicted model, not a curated record